Molecule: messenger RNA, 1275 nt
Organism: Triplophysa dalaica
Lineage: Eukaryota; Metazoa; Chordata; Actinopteri; Cypriniformes; Nemacheilidae
Product: putative nuclease HARBI1
Exons: 5
Biological process (GO): DNA integration
Molecular function (GO): nucleic acid binding
Source: RefSeq, a predicted model, not a curated record
AUGGUUAUAGUGGAUAGGUUCUCUAAAGCCGCCAGGUUCAUUCCCCUACUCAAGCUACACACAGCCAAAGAGACUGGCGAAUUAAUAGUGGAACAUGUCUUCCGAGAAUUCGGCAUUCCUGUCUCGGACAGAGGUCCCCAGUUCUCUUCACGCUUCUGGAGAGCUUUCUGUCAAUCCCUGGGAACUACAGUUAGCCUGUCCUCGGGGUUCCACCCGGAGUCCAACGGACAAACAGAGAGGAUCAAUCAGGACCUCGAGACCACCCUCCGGUGCAUGGUGGCUAGCAACCCGUCUUCAUGGUCUGAGUUCGUCAUGUGGGCAGAAUACGCCCACAAUACCCUGAAAUCAUCUGCCACUGACAUGUCAACCUUUGAGUCAACCUGUUGCAGAGCUUUUCGAAUUAAUCGCGUAUUGCGGGAUAGACAGGAUCCUUUAGCGCAGCGCGAUAGCGUCAUUGUUGAGAGAUACCGUUUUUCUCGUGAGGGUGUUAUUUACAUCAUUCAUUUGUUGGAACCACACAUUACGUGUUCAACACGGAGGAGCCGGGCUUUAACAACAGCACAGACUGUGUGCAUUGGCCUGAGAUUCUUUGCGAGUGGCACUUUCCUUUACACUAUUGGAGAUGCAGAGAACUUGGUGAAAAGUGCUGUCUGUCGUGCCAUUCGCAAAGUUUACCUGGCGCUCAAGCAGUUUUUAGGGUUUUUUGUGGUAUUUCCAAGCCACUUAAGACCACAGGUUGUAAAGCAGGAUUUUUUUAUGUGUCCUUCAGGCUUCCCUAACGUGAUUGGUGCCAUAGACUGCACACACUUCCCCAUCAAGGCCCCCCCAGGCCCCAAUGAGGGGGAUUUUGUGAACCGAAAGGGGGUUCACAGUGUAAAUGUGCAGGUAAAUUACGAUUACCAGUGUGUGACUCUGUUCCAUAUCACCAAUGUGGAAGCAAAAUGGCCAGGAUCAGUGCAUGACUCAAGAAUUUUCAGAGAGUCACAUUUAUGCACAUUAUUUGAACGUGGGGAUUUUGACGAGAUCCUGCUUGGAGACAGGGGCUAUGCCUGCAGGCAGUAUUUUAUGACGCCCUUCCCUGAGCCAAACCCUGGACCUCAAACCCGUUACAAUGCAUCUCUAGCCACGACAAGGGCACGCAUUGAAAUGACCUUUGGGCAACUAAAGGGAAGAUUUCAGUGUCUGAAAAGUCUGAGGGUUGCACCUGACAGGGCCUGUGACAUUAUUGUUGCAUGUGCCAUUUUGCAUAACAUUGCCACCAUCAGAAAGGAGAGG